Orbilia oligospora ATCC 24927 is the source of this 2400-nucleotide messenger RNA. RefSeq lists its product as uncharacterized. Gene Ontology annotation, molecular function: zinc ion binding; RNA polymerase II cis-regulatory region sequence-specific DNA binding; DNA-binding transcription factor activity, RNA polymerase II-specific. Gene Ontology annotation, biological process: DNA-templated transcription; regulation of transcription by RNA polymerase II. NCBI's taxonomy places the organism in Eukaryota, Fungi, Ascomycota, Orbiliomycetes, Orbiliales, Orbiliaceae. The transcript has 2 exons. Bases 1 to 2400 code for a protein of 799 amino acids. The record is from RefSeq and is a predicted model, not a curated record. Gene Ontology annotation, cellular component: chromatin.
AUGACUGGAGCACAGACACAAUCUCGCAGAACCAACUUGGUUCAGGAACGUAAAUAUAAGUGUGCAUACUGUGCCCGUGCCUUCAGCAGGUCGGAGCACAGAAGUAGACACGAGCGAUCCCAUACCAAAGAGAGACCUUUCAAAUGCCUUAAGUGUAGAAGCACCUUUGUACGAAGAGAUCUAUUGCUACGACAUGAUAGGACUGUUCACGCAAAGGAUGGAGGCAUCCCCCUCACCAGUGAAGGAAAGAGAAAACCACAGGCCAAAACAGCAGCGACUGCCCCUGCCCCUCCAGCAAAGAAGACACGGAUUGCCCUUGAACCAGCCACAUUGGAACACUUGGAAAACAACGAUGAUCUUGAACAAGCCGCAGCCCUCAUUACUGAGUUACAUCACGCUGCCUGCAAUGCCAUUCUAGUCCGACAAGAAGAAUCCAUGAUGGAAGAAAAAUUAGCCAUGGUUACCCACCAAGAACUCCCAGUAUUCGACCGUGCUCCAUAUCCAUCUCUCGCCCAUGUCCCUUGGGAAAGUCCAGCCACUCCAAGCGAUUGUGAACCCAUUAUGAGAUCUGCCAGCCAGACUUCUUACUCUAACUGGGAAUCCGAGAACCAACAAGAAUCGGUCACCAGCGCUCAUCUUUCUCCAAGGAACUCUUCUUCAAAGGCAUAUAAUGGCUCUGUCCAAAUCCACAGAUCUGUAUCUCCGUAUCCAUAUCCAACCGGCCAAUACCCGGAAUCCGUACAGUCAUCUGCCAGUGCUUCGGCCUGUUCUCCUCUUGCACCACCUCAAGUCUCAUCGGACGAGGAAAGGACUCAGAUACUCGCCAAUGUCAGAGACAUUGAUAUUGAAGGUACUGUUUCAAACAGCUUCAAGCUUCCAAGUAAAAGUGCCUUGAACCGAUAUCUCUCUGCGUACUUUAAUCUGUUCCACCAUCAUUUCCCGUUCCUACAUCCUGCCACUUUUAGGCCAAGCAGAGUUUCUUCACCGCUACUUCUUGCAGUCCUUUCUAUUGGCGCUCUGUACACCUUUGAAAGGGAACAGGGAUGUAUGCUUCACGUUGCUUCCAAGAUCCUUGCCACGAACUGCCUUAGCCGUGAUCAACGCUUCAGCUCAAGAAAUUGUCCUCUGUGGAAUACUCAAACCACUUUGUUGAACAUGAUCUUCGCUAGCUGGAGUGGCGACGCUUCUGGCUUGGAAUGGGCUUGCUCUGUCAAGGGUCUCCUUGUCAACAUGGUUGCUGGAGGCCGUUAUGAACUUCAACUUAAGAGAGAUCAGCGUGGUUCUGAGAUCCCUUCUGUCGAAGACUGGAUUGAGGAAGAAGGUGCCAAACGAACCUUCUUCUCCGUCUAUAACUUCUUCGGUCUCUUGACUAUGACAUUUAAUCACACUCCUGUGAUUUGCAACAAUGAACUUGAAUCUCUUUCUCUUCCUUGUUCCGAGUCUCUCUGGAACCUUGACUACACGGACGAACAUGCCUGGAGAGAGCAAUACGCUAUCAGCCCAACCCCAUCCUUCAAGGAUGCCCAUAACUGCCUGUUUAAGGGAGAAAUCCCACGAUACAGCGCAUUUGGUGCUAGAAUCAUGAUCAACGCUCUCUUCCUGGAAGUCUGGCAAGUCAAGAGAACUCCCAAAGGACUCAGCAAUCUUGUCGCUGAGUACAAGGAUAAGCUUCAUUCAGCACUCGAAACGUGGCAAAAGUCAGUGGAUUAUUGUACAUCGGAGACGAUGAUCGUGUCCCUGAAUGCUCCGCAAAGAGGGCCUCCUUUGUUGUUCAAUGCUAUGGCGAUGUAUCGAGCUACUUGUGCUAGACUCGAAGUCGACUUCAUGAGCAUUCAAGAGGCUCUCCGGUACCAUGUACCAGAGGAGGUGGCUACUACCAUGAAACCCGCUCGUAACUUGAUUCCUCGUUCACCAGCUAUGACGAAGGUCAUUCAGCUUUGCUUCGAGUGUUUCCAGAUACCUGCUCUCAUGGGUAUUAGGCUCUUUGCUAAAUCAUCGGCGCUGAACUGGAGCCCUGAACAUAUUCUGUUCGGCUUCGAUUUGAUGCUUAUUCUCACUCUGUGGCUUAACCGCCUGGAACAAGAAAGUGCGACAUGCCCCCCAACGAGGGAAGAGGCCGCAAUGCUGGAGAAGAUCCGGGAUCUCUUUGAUGAGGAUUCCGUUGAAUGCGGAUCUAGACUCAGCGUUGCCGUUUCUCGCAUCUGGGGAGGUAUGCUUGCCGAGGUUGUCGUCUGGGGCAUUACUCGUGUUAUUGGCGAGGCCUUCGACCUCCUCUCCCAGACUCUCUACGACGACGACGAGACUGGUUCUAUGACAUCUACCAGCACUACAUCUACCACUCCCGAAGUUUGCUCCCCGGCUGCAGACUACGACGAUAUGGACGUCGCCGUCGAACACUAA